Messenger RNA from Clupea harengus (Atlantic herring), 860 nucleotides. Its product is annotated as complement C1q-like protein 3. The record is from RefSeq and is a predicted model, not a curated record. Gene Ontology annotation, molecular function: protein binding. NCBI's taxonomy places the organism in Eukaryota, Metazoa, Chordata, Actinopteri, Clupeiformes, Clupeidae.
CAGCUAUACAUUUAAAUCAAUAAUUUUGAGCGGGUCAAAAAAGAUAAAUCAAUUGUGACAUUUGCACAAGAACUGUGUGUCAAAGACCAAAGGUUUGUGUGUGUGUGUGUGUGUGUGUGUGUGUAAGGGGGUGUUGGUAACCCAUGCACUAUAAAAGCUCUGGCUGUGGGUCGUGUAUUUGUGUUCCCCUUUUCCUCAAGCACUUAAGCUCAACCAGAGAGAGACUGCGAGAUGCUGCUUCGUCUGAUGUUCGUGCUGAUGGCCCUGGUGCUCGCCCACGGUCUGCCUGUGGACAGGGGCGACACAGACACCUCCACCCAGCUGAUCCAGCUCAAGGCCCUGGUGGAGGACCUGAAGAACACCACUCAGGACCAAGCCCACAGAUUGAGCGUCGCAGAGAAAGAACUCAAGGAGCUGAAAGAUGUACCAAAAGUGGCCUUCACUGCGUCACUGGGUGGAAACGGAAUGGUUAAAUCUUUAUAUGGCAACAAGGCACUAAUCUACAAAGACAUCAUCACGAAUGUUGGCGAGGCAUACAACUCAGAAACAGGAAUGUUCACAGCCCCCGUGAACGGAGUGUACUACGUGCGCUUCACCGCCAACGGACCGAACGACGGCACAAUCUCCGCCGUGCUCUACAAGGGAUAUGAGCAACUUCUGAUAGUCCACGAGCAGCCCUCCGGCGAGGGGAGCGACACGGCAUCCAAUGGUGCCACUUUGCAGCUGGUGAAGGGAGAGCAGCUUCACAUGAAGCUGUGGCACAACACACAGAUCUGGGACAACUCCAACCGCCACAGCACCUUCACCGCCUUCCUGCUCUACGCCAUGUGAAGCAGAACAAGGAGAGGAAGAGAGGAAGA